AUGAGCAAAGGUACAACGUACUCGAUUUCAAAUAUGUCAUCAUCCAUCAAAGUACACAAAAAAUCGGUCAGAUUCCGAGAAUUGUCAUCAAAAAGCAAUGGCUGAGGGCCGUUCGCGCGUACUACACUGUAGCCUGGCCGUAGUUUAUCAGACCGCUCUCUUGUUUACUCGUUCGACAUCGCCUGCCUUCCAAUGCAAUUUCACCCCCAAAAUGUUGUUCCUUUUUUCAUUCUUGUGCCGACGGCCGUUUCGUUUUCCUAUUCUCUCAUUUUUCGAUCUUCGGGCGUGGUAAAGAAAACACAGAAAAGAGACUUUGCUCGAAGUUAAAUAUUAAUAAACCGAUUUUAAUUAUUCAUAGAAUAAUAUAAAUUGAAUCUAGAUACCCACGAAUGUUUUCUCGAACACAACACCUUUCGCCGUGACUCAUUCUCUAUUUUUUCAGCCAUGUCUCUCGCCGGACAGAUUGCUAUCGUCACUGGAGCGUCGCGCGGAAUCGGUGAGUACUCUCGAUUCUCCCAAUUCUAACAGAUGUGAGUUCAGGCCGUGGAAUCGCUCUUCAGCUCGGAGAAGCCGGCGCCACGGUCUACAUAACCGGUAGGAAGCCGGAGCAGAGUCUGAACAGCAAAGUGGGACUGUGUGGACUGGAGGAGACCGCCGACGAAAUCACGAAGAGAGGCGGAAAGGGAAUAGCCCGAUUCGUGGACCACUCGAACAUGGAGGAAGUGAAGAAUUUCUUCGAUGUCAUUGAAAAGGAUCAUCAGGGACAACUCGACAUCCUCGUGAACAAUGCUUAUCAGGGUGUUACGGUAAGAAUCGGGAACAGGUUUGAACAGUUUUGAUGGGAGUUGGACAUCUUCAGGCCAUCUCGGAGAACAUGGGCAGACCGUUCUACGAGACGGAUCCCUACAUUUGGGACACAAUCAACAACGUCGGACUCCGCAAUCAUUACUUUUGCACGGUGUACGGCGCCCGUUUGAUGGCUGCCCGCAACAAGGGACUCAUUGUGAACGUGAGCUCUGGCGGAGGACUCCGUUAUCUUUUCAACGUGGCUUACGGAGUCGGAAAGCAGGCACUCGACAGACUGUCAGCUGAUACUGCUGUCGAGUUGGCGGUAGGCUUCGGAUGGAAAUCCAUUGAAAUCCUUACGAGAAUUUCAGAAGAAGAACGUGUGCGUCGUGUCGAUUUGGCCAGGAGCGGUGAGAACAGAGCUGGUCGACAAAAUGUUCAAGGAUGCGGACGGAAAGCCAAAGGCCGGAGUCAAGAAUGCGAUGGUGUUCGCCAACGGAGAAACUGUCGAAUACCCGGGCAAAGCGGUCCUGUCCCUGGCUACAGAUCCACGCAAAAUGGACAAGACCGGAAGAGUCCUGAUCACUGAGGACCUCGGAAGAGAGUACGGAUUCGUCGACAUUGACGGUAAACAAGUGAAAUGUUGCGAGCAAUCUUAAAUUAUCUUUUUAGGAUUGACUCCUCCGAACUUGCGCUCGGUCAGCUUCAUCCUGGAACAUCUGGGAUGGAAAACCACUGCCAACUUCGUUCCGAACUGGGUCAAACUUCCCGGAUGGCUUAUUUGGGCUGGAACCAGCAGAUUGUAA
Molecule: messenger RNA, 1592 nt
Organism: Caenorhabditis sp. 36 PRJEB53466
Lineage: Eukaryota; Metazoa; Nematoda; Chromadorea; Rhabditida; Rhabditidae
Source: the annotation of a GenBank genome assembly